Molecule: messenger RNA, 2587 nt
Organism: Drosophila hydei
Lineage: Eukaryota; Metazoa; Arthropoda; Insecta; Diptera; Drosophilidae
Product: proton-coupled amino acid transporter-like protein CG1139
Exons: 7
Coding region: 368-1861 (497 amino acids)
Biological process (GO): amino acid transmembrane transport
Cellular component (GO): vacuolar membrane
Molecular function (GO): amino acid transmembrane transporter activity
Source: RefSeq, a predicted model, not a curated record
UGCUCUAAUGACUGCGCCAAGAAGCAGCAGACCAAGAGUUUUGGUUUUGUUUUGUUUGUGGUCGUGUCAUCAUUGGCUUUAACGAGGAAUUGUUCCAAAUUCUACGCCGUGACCUUCGCUGCGCCACAUUCAUUGCCAGUGUCAGCAGCGCAUAAAAGAACAAAAAAGUAAAAGACAAAAAAAUCAAUGGAAGACUUAACCCCAUUGACCAACCUUCAACAGUUUUAGUUGAGCAUUUUUUAUAUGUUUUCUUAACUGCCAGCGCAAUCAACACGCGCCUACUGCCCGCAUAUCCAUUUACAACAGUAUACAGAUAACUUAUCUACAAUUUUUAUUUCUUGCCGAGCCCGCCAAGCGCAAGCCGAAGAUGUCCGAACGACAGCCACUGCUGCUGCAGCAAAGUGACAAUUCCGAUUAUGAGGGCAAUCGCAGCGGAAACGGCUUAAUCCGGCCGCCGGUACGCAGCUCACCGCCGGACAGUACGCUGGUCAAUGUACACAGCGAGGACAGCAUCGCAGUACACGCUGCAGCCGCUGGGGAUGAUGAGGAUGAGCAGAGCAGUCAGACGGGCGAGGAACAGCAUAACAAAUCGCUUUACAAUCCCACACUACAUCGCACGCUGGAACAUCCAACAUCGAAUUUCGAUACGUUAGUCCAUUUGCUAAAAGGUAAUAUUGGCACUGGCAUCUUGGCCAUGCCGGAGGCAUUCAAGAAUGCCGGUCUCUACGUGGGUCUCUUUGGCACGCUGAUUAUGGGUGCCAUUUGUACGCACUGUAUGCACAUGUUGGUCAACUGUUCGCAUGAGUUGUGCAGGCGACUGCAGCAGCCGUCGCUGGACUUUUCGGAGGUGGCUUUCUGUAGUUUCGACACGGGUCCAUUGGGACUGAGACGUUACUCGCAGCUGGCGCGACGUGUUGUCACAACGUUUUUGUUCAUCACACAAAUUGGCUUCUGCUGUGUCUACUUUCUGUUCGUGGCGCUCAAUAUUAAAGAUGUGAUGGAUCACUAUUUUAAGCUGGAUGUACGCAUCUAUUUGCUGUUGAUGCUGUUACCCAUGGUGCUGUUGAAUUUGGUGCGCAACCUUAAGUACCUGACCCCUGUCUCUCUGUUUGCGGCCGUGUUGACAGUGGCCGGCUUGGCCAUUAGCUUUUCGUAUAUGCUACACGAUUUGCCCGAUACGCAUACCGUAAAACCGUAUGCCACCUGGGCCACAUUGCCUCUGUACUUUGGCACGGCGAUCUAUGCCUUCGAGGGCAUUGGCGUGGUGCUGCCUUUGGAGAAUAAUAUGCGCACACCCGAAGAUUUUGGCGGCAGAACUGGAGUUCUGAAUACGGGCAUGGUCAUUGUGGCCUGUCUGUACACCUCCGUUGGAUUCUUUGGCUAUUUGAAGUAUGGUGAGAGUGUUAAGGGCAGCAUUACGCUCAAUUUGCCACAGGGUGAUGUUCUAUCGCAGUUGGUACGAAUCUCCAUGGCCGUGGCUAUAUUUCUGUCCUAUACUCUACAAUUUUAUGUGCCUGUCAACAUGGUGGAACCCUUUGUACGCAGUAACUUUGAUACAGCACGCGCUAAGGACUUGGCUGCUACGGUGCUACGCACAGUGCUGGUCACAUUUACCUUUAUUUUGGCCGCCGUCAUACCCAAUCUGGGCUCGAUUAUCUCGCUUGUCGGCGCCGUCAGCAGCUCGGCAUUGGCGCUAAUCGCGCCGCCCAUUAUUGAGAUUAUUACCUAUUAUAAUGUGGGUUACGGCCGCUAUAACUGGAUGCUAUGGAAGGAUUUUCUCAUAUUGAUAUUUGGUCUGUGCGGUUUUGUGUUUGGCACCUGGGCAAGCUUGGCUCAAAUUAUAAAUCCGAGCAUAGACUAGAUGCCAUCUCCAAUAAUUUUUAUGAUCAUGUGCGAAUUUACGACGAAGGCUUUACUGUAGUUUAUUUUUCGACUACAACUCUACUUUAAGUUUUCCUUUAUACAUAUUGACUUUGUUCGAUUUUGGUUUAGUUUAAUGUUCAGGAUUUCUGUUGCCCGAAGACGUUGACGUCGCCAGUGCUUUGAUUCGGAUUCGAUUUUAAACUUUAUUUAACUUAAAAUAAUUUAAAUGAUUUUAUUUAUUUAGAUUAGCGCAAUAUAUAACUUUCCGUACCAGACAAUAAUUAGCAUUUUUCUAAGGCCAAAAAAUCGUUGUAGCUUAUUUAGUAUAUUUUCUGAUUUGAUUUAGUUUGUUUUAUGUCGCGGUUAGUUAAGUUUAAAGUUUGAUUCGAUUAUCGCACAAUGCCAAAAAGUGAUUUCGUAUAGUAUUUCUAAACACUGAUUGUUUAGUUGUUACUGUUUAGGAUUUUAGUUUAAGGCCAACGCAGCUCAUUCCAAAAGCCAACGGCCGUAACAAAUUGUGUUUGAUGAAUACAUUAUAACUGUUGUAUGUGUGUUGCGUCAUACCCUGUACUAUAUGAUAUACGAUACAAUAUACGUAGCGAUUAUAUUAAACAUCACACAUACAUAGCUACAAAUGCUGUGAAGUGGGCCCAGCCUAUGAGAAGGAAUCUCUUAAUAUAUAUAUAUUCUGCUCAUACUGCUGGACAAUUGGCAUCAAUAAGAU